Messenger RNA from Stomoxys calcitrans (stable fly), 1142 nucleotides. RefSeq lists its product as uncharacterized. Gene Ontology annotation, molecular function: inositol monophosphate 1-phosphatase activity. The record is from RefSeq and is a predicted model, not a curated record. The transcript is spliced from 3 exons. Lineage: Eukaryota; Metazoa; Arthropoda; Insecta; Diptera; Muscidae. Gene Ontology annotation, biological process: phosphatidylinositol phosphate biosynthetic process; inositol metabolic process; signal transduction. The coding region runs from base 226 to 1077 and encodes 283 amino acids.
UAUUAAUCGUCGAAAUACAACAACUCUUAUUAUAUUUUGCUCUACAUAAACUUACCAGUGCUCAUUUUGUUAUAGUUUAUUAGAAUCGUUCGAGUGAGCAACACAAAUACGUAACAAGAGAAAUCACUGACAUAACAAAAAACACAACACAACGCUGCAACGCACAUAAACAAAAAACAUCUGUAGAGAAGAAAGAAAUUGAGGAAAAAAAUUGUAGUCGCCAACAUGCCCCCCCUAACAGAGGAACAAUUGAAAAAAUACUACGAUGUUGCUUUAAACUUGGUCAUGAAAUGUGGACCCCUAAUGCGUGAAGGUUAUUGCAAAACCGAAGCUAAUUUCUUGGUGAAAUCGGCAUUUUAUGAUUUGGUCACCGUCUACGACAAACAAAUUGAAGAUAUACUGAUUAAGGGGUUGCAAGAUGAAUUCCCCGAAUCGAAAAUAAUUGGAGAAGAGGAAUCGGCAGCAAAUAAGCGUACAGCAGAAUUAACAGAUGACCCCACAUGGAUAAUCGAUCCCAUUGAUGGCACAACAAACUUUAUAAAUAAAGUACCAUUGUGUUGCAUUUCUGUUGGUUUGGCGGUGAAUAAGGAGUUGGUGGUGGGCGUCGUUUACAAUCCUAUUAUGAAUGAAAUGUUUUCAGCGCGUAAGGGAUAUGGAGCCUAUUUAAAUGGUGAACGUAUACAUGUUUCGAAAACUACUUCGAUCAAUAAUGCCGUGGUGGCUUUAGAAGUAUCUCUAAUUCAUGAUGCACGAGUAAGAGAUAAAAACGUCAAACGUUUAAGUAAGCUAGCAGCAAAUGCUACUGGUACAAGAGGAAUUGGCAGUGCCGCUGUAACAUUAUGCUUUGUGGCUAGUGGUCGUUUUCAGUGUUUCCAUGUUGAAGAUUUACAACCUUGGGAUAUAGCUGGAGGUGCUGUCAUAUUAACCGAAGCAGGUGGUGUCAUUAAACACACAAGCGGUGCAUCUUUUGAUAUUAUGAAACCUGAUUUGAUAUGCGCUUGCACUGAAGAACUUCUAAAGGAUAUGCAUCACUUGAUUGAGGAAGCAGAUAAUAUAACGGAAUAUCAAAUAAAAUAAAAUCAAACAACAAUCCAAAUUAAAAAAAAAAUAAUAAAAGUACCUUUUAAUGAUGUAAAAAUAAA